Neurospora crassa OR74A is the source of this 3642-nucleotide messenger RNA. RefSeq lists its product as hypothetical. Gene Ontology annotation, biological process: mitochondrial tRNA 3'-end processing. Gene Ontology annotation, molecular function: 3'-tRNA processing endoribonuclease activity. Gene Ontology annotation, cellular component: mitochondrion. The record is from RefSeq and is a predicted model, not a curated record. The coding region runs from base 164 to 3463 and encodes 1099 amino acids. The transcript has a single exon. Lineage: Eukaryota; Fungi; Ascomycota; Sordariomycetes; Sordariales; Sordariaceae.
CAACUUUCACUCUUGAAAACCAAAAAAAGUUCCCGCGACGCCGAUUGACUCCUCCACGCGCCGGGUGACACAACUCUUUUUUCUACAUUUCCCACUCGACGAGACCCUCUCGACAUGCCCAGGUCAGAGGAAAUGACUGCAUAAAAAAAACACUUAUUCGUCCAUGCAUUACAAGAAGCUAGCAGUCGCUGCCGCAUCAAAGAGGAUAAGAACCGUGCUGCCGACUCGAAUCUCUACCACCACAUCCUCGUUCCUAUCGCUUAGACGUUGUCUUUCCACAAGAGAUUUUACACGAUCUCCAGAAUCGUCGGUAGAUCCCUCGGUGUUCACUAGCUCAAGAAUACGUCGGGUGCCAGACUCUGUCUCGAAACCUAGAACCACUCCGUUCCGGAAUCUUCGCCCAGCGAAGCCCACUCCUCGCCUCGCCGUCAAGCCUCCGAGCAAAGAUCGGCCUCCCAAGUCCAAGAUCCCAGACUCGGUCUCGAAGACAGUCGCUAGAGAACUCCUUCGCAACAGAUACCUCUUCGCCGAAUACAGUCUCUUCUCGCCGCAACGGGCCUUUCAAAAGUGGAAGAAUCACGGCCUUCUGAAGCACACCAAGAUCCCCGAGGACUUCUUUAGCGGCCGCAUCCCUAUCAAGCUCUACCCUUAUCAGGUUGACGGACCUCGUUUUAUCCUUGCUUCUCCUGCUCCAGAACAGAAGGAAGCUCCUCCACUACCUGCAAAACCCGAGUUCGGCGCCAUGCGCAGCCACGUCCAGAUCGUCGCCGCCCCGACGGCCGACACCCCAGGCGCAUGCCUCCUCGUCCACUAUGACAACCGCCGUUACCUUUUCGGCCACCUCUCCGAAGGCACGCAGCGCCUCUUCACCGAAAACAAAAUUCCCGCCGCAAAGCUGUCGCACAUCUUCCUCUCUGGCAAGACGGACUGGGCAACGACAGGCGGCCUACUGGGCAUGAUUUUGACCGUUGCCGAUGUCAUCAUAAGCGCAAAGACUGCAGUUGAGGAAGAGAACAAGCUGCGUCGUCAGAAGAACAAGCCAGAAAUUACCCAUGGCGGUCCUCAGCGUAUCGAGAUUCACGGCUCCAAGAACCUUGAGCACAUGCUGGCUGCUGCCAGACGAUUCGUGUUCCGCAAGGGCUUCCCACUCGAUGCCCAUGAGCUCCGCGCCGAUCCCAGGGCCGCAAACCCCGAGAACAGCAAGCCUGACUACGAGGAUGAAAACCUCAAGGUCUGGAAGAUCCCUCUUGUUGCCACAGGCAUGGAGAGCCGGUCGCGUAGCAGCAGUACCGGCUCGCAGAACCCGCGGAAGCGGAAACUGAACUCUUCGGAGGAGCCCGAGGUCAUGGACACUCUGGUAGAGGGAGAGGACGGAGAGGUUGUGGAAGAUGUGCCGGCGGGAGUGGAGGAUGACGAGAAGACCCACCUUCUCAUGCAGACGGUUAUUAAGCACAUGUUCGACUCAGACUGGAAGGCCGACACUCUUGUAGAACAGCCUCUACACAAGGUCAAGCUGCCGGCCAAGAUCUUUGUCCGCGACGAUGAAGGCAAGAUCACAGUGUACAAGGGCCCAUUGCCGGGGAGGGACGCGAACGUUCCUGAUAUCAGGGUGCUUGUGAGGGAGCCUUGGCCUGGUGCGCUUGUCCACCGGUUGCCACCCACGGACCCUUGCUUCGAUUCCACAUGCUACAUCGUUAAGAAUCAUGCUCGUCGAGGCAAGUUCCAGCCUGCGAACGCUCUCAAAUACGGGCUACCCAAGUGGACAUUCAGCAAGCUGGCAAAGGGCGAGAGCGUGACGGCAGAGGAUGGAACUGUUGUUACCCCCGAUAUGGUUUUGGACCCUCCUAUUCCCGGCCACGGUUUUGCUCUAGUUGAUGUCCGCUACGAGUAUCUCCUCGAUAGCCUCCUCAAGAGGCCCGAGUGGGAGAACAAGGAGAUCAUGGAGCAUAUCGAUGCCUUCUACUGGAUCCUUAGCCCAGAGGUCAAGGAUGAUUCCCGCCUGAAGGAUUUCAUGGCGAAGCACAGCUCCUUCAAACACGUUGUUCUCGGUGAGGGAAUGAACCCCAACACCAUCUCAUUCGGGGGCGCGUCUGGGAAGGCUAUCAUGAUGCAUCGGAUGGAUCCCGACCGCUUCUCCAUUCCCAACCACAACAACCAGGAAGAAGCCUUACCAGCGGGCUUGGCAUCUGUUGCUCAGCUAGGCAAGCCCGGCGAAAGACUACUCCUCUCUCCUUCGGUCGAAUUUCAGCGCCAGUUCGCCAACGCUGUCAUGGACACCAUCAAGCCGAUCAAGGAGCUCACUUCCACCCACGCCAAAGCCUUCAACCUGGCGCUCGAAGCGCAAACGAAGGUAUCCGACCCUGCUUUCGCCGCCCGCGUCGCCGAGUCCGAGCAAGACAUUCCCAACCGGGACGCCGAAAUCGUCACUCUCGGCACCGGGUCCGCCCUUCCCUCCAAGUACCGCAACGUCUCAGCCACGCUCAUCCGCGUCCCCGGCUACGGCAGCUAUCUGUUCGACUGCGGCGAGAACACCCUCGGCCAGCUCCGGCGCGUGUACGGCUACGCCGAAACCGACGCCAUCCUCCGCGAUCUGCGCGCCAUCUACAUCUCUCACUUGCACGCCGACCACCACCUCGGUGUUCCCUCCGUUCUCGCCCGCCGCGCCGCCGCCAACGCCGCUCUCCCCGCCGACGAGGCCCCCAAACCGCUCACUAUCAUCUCCACAACAAAGUACAUCGGCUUCCUGCACGAGUACAAAGACGUCGAGCCUCUCGACUGGGCCAACAUCAAAUUCCUCACCCUCAUCGGGACAGGCCGCAAACCCACCGAUGACCCGUCCGGUCCUCCCUCGGCCGACUUGGGACCAGGGAACAACCAUUUCAACAUGCUCCCGGGCACCCUCUGCGCUUUACAACCCGCCAGCUUCCGCACCGCGGCAACCCUAGAAGCCCAAACCGGCCUCGCCUCCAUCGACGCCUGUUUCGUCGACCACUGUCUCGGCGCCACGGCCGCCGUGUUCACCUGGCCGUCUGGUCUCAAAAUCUCCUUUUCCGGUGACUGUCGGCCGUCGGACUGUUUCGCGCAGAUCGGCAAAGGGUCGCACUUGUUGAUUCACGAGUGCACGUUCGAUGAUGAGCUGAUUGGCGAAGCAAAAGCCAAGAAACACUCGACUGCGGGCGAGGCGUUGGAUGUAGGCCGCAAAAUGGGGGCGAGGAGGGUCUUGUUGACGCAUUUCAGUCAGCGGUAUCCGAAGAUGCAGGCGCCUGUUUUGGACGAGUUAGAGGGCCAGGAGCAGAGUGUUAGUGGUGAGAAAAAGGAUCGGACGGUGGUGUUGUAUGCGUUUGAUUACAUGAAGAUCAAGUUGGGCGAGUUCAAGAUGGCGGAGAGGUUCUUGCCGGCGCUGAGGGAGUUGUAUGGCGAGUUGGAGAAUGAGGAGGAGGAUGGUGGUGGGGCAAAGGAGUAAUCUGUAUGUGACAUGUGUUAUCGAGGUUAGUCAUGGUUUCUUUGGCAUGCUUGGACAUGUUACAGGUAUAUAGAAGGUUACAUGGUUAUAGAUAGAGUGAUGAAGAUGUAUGACGAGAAUAUACCCCGGGUUUCUGGAUACAGAGAUAUGGUACCUUGAAUAUGUAUAUGAAGGAUGAA